Messenger RNA from Cynocephalus volans (Philippine flying lemur), 3282 nucleotides. Its product is annotated as putative testis-specific Y-encoded-like protein 3. Gene Ontology annotation, molecular function: chromatin binding; histone binding. The coding region runs from base 44 to 1069 and encodes 341 amino acids. NCBI's taxonomy places the organism in Eukaryota, Metazoa, Chordata, Mammalia, Dermoptera, Cynocephalidae. Gene Ontology annotation, cellular component: chromatin; nucleus. Gene Ontology annotation, biological process: nucleosome assembly. The transcript has a single exon. The record is from RefSeq and is a predicted model, not a curated record.
CCCGUGCGCUCCCAGCCGCUGCAGGCCAGAAGCCCCGCAGGUGAUGGCCGACGAGGGGGCGGGGGCCCUGGACACCGCCGCGCGCCCAUCACCCGGCCCCGCGCAGGAGGGGGGCUCGCGACCGGACCCCGCAGCGGGCCCUGGGGUCGCCCCACCUGCCCCCGGGCGCCGAGAAGCGGCCUUCGCGGCGACUGUGCCGAGCCUGGAGAACAAGGCUCCAGAAACCUGUGGCGCAGAGGCGUUGGGGGCUAGGGCGGGAGCCGGCGGGAGGGCCGAGGAAGUGACGAUUGGGGAGGGCGCCAUCUUCCUGGAGGAAGCAACGGAGGAGGUGGAGAAGCAGCGAGUGGGGGAGGAGAAGCUGGUGGGGGAGGGGGAGCUGGAGGUGGGAGCGGAGUCCCGGCAGGGCCCGGGGCCCCUGAACCUUGGCGGCCUAGUUGUGGACCCCCUGGAAGCCAUCCAGUGGGAGCUGGAGGCCGUGAGUGCCCAGGCUGACAGGGCCUACCUCCGGCUUGAGCGCAGAUUUGGGCGGAUGCGCCGUUUGCACCUAGCCCGUAGGAGCUUCAUCAUCCAGAAUAUUCCGGGUUUCUGGGUCACCGCCUUCCUGAACCACCCACAGCUGUCAGCCAUGAUCAGCCCCCGAGAUGAAGACAUGCUCUGUUACCUGAUGAAUUUGGAGGUGAGGGAGCUCAGGCACACCAGGACAGGUUGCAAAUUCAAGUUCCGCUUUUGGAGUAACCCCUACUUCCAGAACAAGGUGAUCGUGAAGGAGUAUGAGUGCAGAUCUUCAGGCCAGGUGGUGUCUAUUGCAACUCGCAUCCGAUGGCACCGGGGCCAGGAACCCCCGGCCCUGAUACACAGGAACCGGGACACUGUCCGAAGCUUCUUCAGCUGGUUUUCACAGCACAGUCUCCCAGAGGCAGACAGGGUUGCCCAGAUUAUUAAAGAUGACCUGUGGCCUAACCCCCUGCAGUACUACCUGCUGGGGGAUAGGCCCUGCAGAGCCAGGCGAGGCCUAGCCAGGUGGCCCACAGAGGCCCCUCCUAGGCCCUACAGGUUCCAGUCUGGCUAAGUCCUGCCCAGAGAUGUGGCACUGAUGUAAGAUCCCCUUUUGCCUCAUGUGGACCUGCACACAGGCCAACAGCAUACACUCUGCUAUCUGCUUUCUCUUCUGUGCACUCUGGCUCCUCUGGAUGUUCAGUGAACUCAGCUCCAAAAUUGUGGCCUUCAUGGCUAAUCUCUACUGUUUCCAUGUGGCCUUCAUGUUGUUCUGUGUCAGCAUCACAGGACUGUCACACACCACUCAUCUACAGUAAGCACUUAGUGCUAUGGAUGUGUACUGCCAUCAUCUUCAUGGCCUGCACGUAUCUGUGACCAUGGCCUUUCCACCCAUUUUUGACAUAGGCACCCACAAGUCAUCACUAGGGGGACCAGUGCCUCUUUGAGGUCUCCUGCUUGAAGGCUACAUCAUGUUAGCCUUGCUCAACGAUGGCCCUGCACACUAUGACAGCCUCAUCACCCAAGGUGAAGUGGGUGCAUUUGGUGCUGGCUGCCAACCAGACUUGGACAUUCCAUGUCCUCAGAACUACAGGCCAGGCUACCACCAAAGGGACUGUUCAGCAUCUGGCAAAAUGGGCAUGCAGCCAGGCUGCUGGGCAUGGGUGAGGUCAAGGGCAUGAAGAAGUGGACUGCACGUUCUUUGUGUGAUCACACUGCUCUUCCUCCCCAUGUUGGUCCUGCACCAAAGCCUGCUAUUGGCUUGUGAACGUCUGUGCUGUACUACACCAGUGCCUGUAGUUUUGCCCAAGCCACCAUCAGUCCUGCUGCCUUCUCCCAGGCCUACAAGCACCUCAAGAAUUGCCUCUGGACCCAGGUGGGCCACCUGCUAAUGCACAGGAGAGCCCUAAUCCCCUGAGAACUCUGGCAGGCUGGCAUAUCUGGGCAUGUGUUUUAGGUGGGGGCAAGGAUGGCAUCCCUCCCAGAAGCCUCGGUGACUGGACCCACACAGAAGCCAGGCCCUUUGCCAGCUCCCGUUGCCUCCUUUGUUUUUAGGCUGCCAGGUUGCAGGUGCUGGGGUGGGUGAUGUUUCUGGUCAUGGAGCCUGUCUACACCUACUCAGACCUCACAUCAUUUUUUCAUUCAAGUGAUGGCUCAGAAGAAAAAAUAAACUGAAGAAGCAAGGAUUUUUUUUACAAACAGCUAAGACAGUCUUUUUUGUUGAAUUUGCCUCUCUGUCUCCAGAGAGGGAGAGCUUGUCCUGUAGACUGCCAGCGUUCUUUUUGCCCCCCUGCUUCUAUGCCCCACCCCCUCUAGCAAGGCCUAGAAUCUUCAAAGGGGGACAUGCAGGACUUCUGAACAAAAGACAAGAAGUCCCCAGUGGCAUGAAUAAUCAUUUCAUUUUAUGCUGUGUUCUUUUAGACUAAAUUUAGCCCCAACUCUUCUCCCUCCACCAGAUCCAAACCGCUUCCCCCUCCCUGUGGGUUCCUGUGAGCUGUCCCUCCCUGCAUUUCUUGUUUUCUUUUUUUUUUUUUUGACGGCUGGCCAGGCAGGGGAUCCCAAACCCUUGACCUUGGUGUUAUAACACUGCACGCUAACCGAGCCAAUUGGCCAGCCAGAUUCACCAAUAUAUUUUGUAAAUGAGAAGAGUAGCAGAACACUGCAACUUUAGAGGUUUUCUCUCAGUAUGACCUUCUGUAUGUAGAAAGUUAAUGCUAUAUGCUUUUUAUUUUGUUGCUUUUGAGUAAGACCCUGUGAAUCUCCUUCACUGUUUCAGCCCACUGGAGAAAUUGAGCUGAACAGGCCUAUUUGUUGCUUUUAGUUGAGAAUGUUUAUAAGGUUGUCAGUGUAAUUCUUCUUUGCCAUUUAGAAACUUAUGUGACUGUUCACAGUUGUUAUCAAGCUGUUGUGGCCUGUUACUAUAACUCUGUACUUAGAAUGAGUUUGAAUAAGGUGGUUUUGUAGGACUUAAGACUAGAAGUUGUUACCAUGUUCUGUAAGGAUAACCUCCAGGAAGAAAUCUGUAACUCUGAGGGUCUAUGAUGAUUCUGUGCCCUGCUGGCUGUGUUGUAACUGACAUCGCUGUAGCUGACAUUGCUUCUUCUCAAAAGAAAUGUUCCUGAAGUUGCUUUGUCCAAUUAGAAGAGAAUUCGUGGCACUUUUGUCUUCUAUAUGCAUGAUGAAAAAAUAAAAACUUUUCGGUUUUUAUUGGGAAAAAAUAACUUAGAUCAUGUUACUCCCCCAUCUAAAACCCUCCACUGGCCAAAAAAAUUUAAAGAAAUAAAAAUA